AUGUCAUUCAAUCAGAGACGGCGCAUUCUGAAACCUCUGCUCUACACGGCGGGAGCUGUUGUCGGUGGCGGUGGACUUCUCUACAUCUCAUAUCGCCCUCGCAAUCUUCCCGGCUCCGAUCCUGCCGCUGUCCCUCCGCCCACUACCCGGGGUGGUAAGCUUCAGCCUCCUCAUUUCCCGGUCAUAAAGUCGCGAGAUGAACAGAUCAAUGACCUGAAAAGGCAUUCGACCGCAGUACUGCCCAUAAACGCUCUGCGAAGCUUGGUUGAGUCGGAAACCCAGUCUACCGCUCAGGGCUCCGUCGAGAGCUCUGCAAAGGCAGACGGAGAUGAUAAUGUUUAUGAUAUGCUUGUGAUCGGUGGAGGUGCAACUGGGUCUGGAAUUGCUCUCGAUGCUGCAACUCGUGGCCUGCGCGUUGCCAUGGUCGAACGGGAUGAUUUCAGUGCCGGAACGAGUAGUAAAAGUACAAAGCUGGUUCAUGGAGGCGUCCGCUACCUGGAAAAGGCCGUUUGGGAAAUGGAUUACAACCAGUAUGUUGUCACGACACCACCUCUGGCAUUCAAGGAAGCCCUACGUGAGAGGAAAUACUUCCUCCAUACGGCCCCCCAUCUGUCUAUGUGGCUUCCAAUCAUGGUUCCUGUGCAGAAAUGGUGGCAGGUACCCUAUUUCUGGGCAGGAACUAAAUGCUACGAUUUUCUUGCUGGCUCCGAAGGCAUCGAGAGUUCGUACUUCUUGCCCCGAAGUAAGGCUCUCGAUGCUUUCCCGAUGCUAAGAAAAGAUAACCUUUUUGGAGCUUUGGUUUACUACGAUGGAGCGCAUAACGAUUCUCGUAUGAACGUAUCCUUGGCGAUGACUGCAGCUCUAUACGGCUGUACCGUUGUCAAUCAUAUGGAAGUUACCGAGCUGACGAAGGAUGCCAACGGCAAACUUAAUGGCGCCAAAGUCAAAGAUCUGAUUGCGGAACGAGAUGGAGAGUCAAAUAGCGAGUUUACCAUCAGGGCUAAAUGUAUCAUCAAUGCCACGGGACCCUUCACUGAUUCCAUCAGGAAGCUUGACGAGCCCACUGCCAGUGAAAUCGUGGCCCCAAGCUCUGGCGUGCAUAUCAUCCUUCCAGGAUACUACAGCCCCGCAAAGAUGGGACUUAUAGAUCCUUCAACUUCUGACGGUCGUGUUAUUUUCUUCCUCCCUUGGCAAGGAAACACGAUUGCAGGUACAACGGACAGCCCAACUGAAAUCACCAAGAAUCCUAUCCCUUCUGAAGAGGACAUCAACUGGAUUCUUAACGAGAUCAGAGGAUACCUUGCACCCGAUAUUAACGUUCAACGUGAUGACGUUCUAGCUGCGUGGUCAGGAAUCCGUCCUCUUGUUCGUGACCCGAAAGCCAAAAACACCGAAUCUCUUGUCCGCAACCAUUUAAUUUCCGUCUCAAGCUCUGGUCUCCUAACAUGCGCGGGCGGUAAAUGGACGACCUACCGUCAGAUGGCAGAGGAGGCAGUCGAUGAAGCCAUCAAGCAGUUUAACCUUCAACCAGGAAAGCUACGCUCAACCCCAAAUACGAGCGGCGUUCUCUCGUACAGCGACAACGCCGUGCUUGACGGAACAUGCCAAACCCACAGGGUCCGGUUGAUGGGCGCUCACGGAUACUCGAAGACGCUCUUCAUCAACCUUAUCCAACACUUUGGCCUGGCAACUGACGUGGCCAAGCAUCUUACCCAAUCCUACGGCGACCGCGCAUGGGAGGUUGCUGCUCUGUCAAAGCCCACCGAUGUUCGCUUCCCGCUGAGAGGCCUUCGUCUCUCACCACUCUACCCCUUCAUUGACGGGGAGGUUCGGUACGCGGUCCGCCGCGAAUAUGCCCAAACAGCGGUUGACGUCCUGGCCCGACGAACGAGACUGGCUUUCCUAAACGCCCAAGCCGCUCUCGAGACCCUGCCCACCGUCAUCGAUCUCAUGGCGGAAGAGCUUAAAUGGGAUGCGAAGCGGAAACAGGCGGAGUGGGACGAUUCCGUAAAGUUCCUCAUGUCCAUGGGCCUUGACAAAACGCGGCUCGGGAUCUCCAGAAAAGACGUGGAAAAUGGAAAGUUCUGA
This is a messenger RNA of Arthroderma uncinatum, 2088 nucleotides long. RefSeq names its product glycerol-3-phosphate dehydrogenase. Gene Ontology annotation, cellular component: glycerol-3-phosphate dehydrogenase (FAD) complex; mitochondrion. The record is from RefSeq and is a predicted model, not a curated record. Lineage: Eukaryota; Fungi; Ascomycota; Eurotiomycetes; Onygenales; Arthrodermataceae. Gene Ontology annotation, biological process: glycerol-3-phosphate metabolic process. Gene Ontology annotation, molecular function: glycerol-3-phosphate dehydrogenase (quinone) activity. The transcript has 3 exons. Bases 1 to 2088 code for a protein of 695 amino acids.